This is a messenger RNA of Dichotomopilus funicola, 1071 nucleotides long. RefSeq names its product DnaJ domain-containing protein. Gene Ontology annotation, cellular component: endoplasmic reticulum membrane. Gene Ontology annotation, biological process: cellular response to misfolded protein. The record is from RefSeq and is a predicted model, not a curated record. The coding region runs from base 1 to 1071 and encodes 356 amino acids. Gene Ontology annotation, molecular function: Hsp70 protein binding. The transcript is spliced from 2 exons. Lineage: Eukaryota; Fungi; Ascomycota; Sordariomycetes; Sordariales; Chaetomiaceae.
AUGCCCGCCUCAGCCUCCGCCUCGGGCGCCUCGGCGUCCCAAAACGACGCGCGCAACCGGCGCGAGCACAACCAAGGCAACCAAGAGCGCAAAUACACGGUCGAGCAAAAAGCCGCGGUCCUCCGCAUCCGCCGAUGCGAAGCAACCGCCUUCUACGAGAUCCUCGAGCUACAAAAGACGUGCUCGGACGGGGAAAUCAAAAAGGCCUACCGCAAGCUCUCGCUGCUGACACACCCGGACAAGAACGGCCACGAGCAUGCGGACGAAGCGUUCAAGAUGGUGGCGCGCGCGUUUAGUGUGCUGGGGGAUAAGGAGAAGAGGGAUAAGUUUGAUCGGUUUGGGACGGAUCCGGAUAGUCGGUUUGCGAGUGCCCAGGCGCAGGCGCAGCAGAAUCCGUUUGCUGGGUUUGCGAGGAGACCCGGGGGAGGUGGGGGUGGUGGUGGUUGGGGGGAGGAGGAGAUUAGUCCGGAGGAGAUGUUUGCGAGGUUCUUUGGGGGAGGGGGGUUUGGAGGGCCGUUUGGAGCUUUCGACGGCGGCGGACCACAAUUCGUCUUCAACUUCGGCGGACCCGGCGUCAGGGUACACCAAUUCGGCGGCGCGCGACCACGAGCACGCCCGCGGAACCCCGGGCAACCCGAGCCGCCAGCCAGCGCAUGGAGCACCAUCAUCGGGCUCCUCCCCAUCAUCAUCCUCAUCCUCUGGCCGCUCCUCUCCUCCAUCACCUCCGUCCUCACCACCCCCUCCACCCCAGUCACCCCCAGCAUGGCCUUUGACGAACCCAACCCGCCGCUGUACACGAUGGAGCGGACGAUGCCGCAUUUCGGCGUCAAAUACUACCUCAACCCGGCAGACGUGCAGGCGUACAGCGCGUCGAAGCUGGCGUCGCUCGAUAAGCGCGCCGAGGUGGUCAUGGUGCAGGAGUUGCGGAUUAAGUGUGAGAAUGAACUGUCGCACAAGCAGCAGCUGCGGAAUGCGGCGCAGGGGUGGUUUUUUCAGGAUCCGGAUAAGAUGGAGGUUGCGAAUACGUUUGAGAUGCCGGCUUGUCGGAGGUUGCACUCGAUGGGGGUAUAG